GGGGAAGCCAGCGAGGCGCGCGGGGCUGUGCUGCCGAUCUGCGCACUUCCCUGUGAGGGUUCGGAGCCCUUACCCCCACCACCCGGAGAAGGUGGCCGAGGGGGGCCUCUGUCUGGUGGGCUCAGGCAUGACGCCAGCAGGACGGCUCAGAGCUGUCAGAGCAUAUACUUGAGUGAACGUCCCGUCCCGCGAGGUCCCGAAUGGAGCCCACAUCCAGGGGCUUUUAAAUUCACUAGAAGAAACCAGUCAAACGCAGUUCCUCGGCGGCCUGGCCGCAAGCAGGUGCUCCGUGACCUCCGAACAGGGGAUUUCCACCUUCGCGGAAAGUGUCUUGGACGUCCCAGCUCUAGGUCCCGGGGGCAGCCUCCUCCGAAAACUUGUUAGCAAUGCAGAUGAUGGACCCUGCCCUGGAGCCCAGCAUCCGGCUGGUGGGGGGCAGGGGGGCGGGGGGCUGGGACCGGGCCCUCUCAGUUCACCGGCUCCCCGCUUCCGGGGGGAUUCAUCAGAGGCCCCCCCCACCCCUCCCGGAACCCAUCCACUCUUCAGUUUCGUUUCUGUGGCCGUCAGCGUCAUUUCUGAGGUUUCGUUUCUCUGGCUGUUGUGAAGGAAAAGCUCGGGGGAGGAGUGGCUCACCCACCAAAUAAAAGGAAGCGUUGGAAGAGAGAGGGCUGAUCUGAGGAGUCUCCGUCCUGCCGUCGUGAAGGCUCACAGAGCUCGCCAAGAAGCACCUGCCGGCUCCUCUGGCCAUCAGCUGAUGCCGAAAAGCCACAAGUCUGGGCAGCAGCCGAGGCACAACCUGCCCCCCUCCCCGCCCUCUCCAAAGGCAGAAAUGAGUUUCUUCCCACAGCAGCCAUCGCCAUUCGGCGCCCCAGCGGGACAAAUGAGGUUUCCCCCCAACUUUAUGGGUUCUCCCCAACUGGGAGAGAAGAACCCAGCCUUCCUCACCAAGAACUUCAACUUGAUGACAUUGAACCCUCAGGUGCCGGGAGAAACCAGGGGCCCUCAGACGACAAAGGGGCUGGAGAACAACCUGUACAGCCAGUACGAGGAGAAGGUGCGCCCCUGCAUCGACCUCAUCGACUCCCUGCGGGCCCUGGGCGUGGAGCAGGACCUGGCCCUGCCCGCCAUCGCCGUCAUCGGGGACCAGAGCUCGGGCAAGAGCUCCGUGCUGGAGGCGCUGUCGGGCGUCGCCCUUCCCAGAGGCAGCGGAAUCGUAACCAGAUGUCCGCUGGUGCUAAAGCUGAAGAAGCAGCUGGCAGGAGACGCCCAGUGGACGGGGAAGAUCAGCUACCGGAGCACCGAGCUCCAGCUGCAGGACCCCUCCCAGGUGGAGAGGGAAAUACAUAAAGCCCAGAACAUCAUCGCCGGGAAUGGAGUUGGCAUCAGCCACGAGCUCAUCAGUCUGGAGAUCACCUCCCCGGAGGUUCCGGAUCUGACCCUCAUUGAUCUUCCCGGCAUCGCCAGGGUGGCCGUGGGAAAUCAGCCCCAGGACAUCGGACUACAGAUCAAGGCCCUCAUCAAGAAGUACAUUCAGAGGCAGCAGACCAUCAACUUGGUGGUGGUCCCCUGUAACGUGGACAUCGCCACCACAGAGGCGCUGAGCAUGGCUCACGAGGUGGACCCCGAAGGAGACAGGACCAUAGGGAUCCUGACCAAACCGGACCUGGUGGACAAGGGCGCCGAGAAAAAUGUGGUGAGCGUGGCGCAGAACCUCACGUACCACCUCAAGAAGGGCUACAUGAUAGUCAAGUGCCGGGGCCAGCAGGAGAUCACCAACAAGCUGAGCCUGGCGGAGGCCACCAAGAAAGAAAUGAUGUUCUUCCAGACGCAUCCGUAUUUCAGAGUCCUCCUGGAGGAAGGCAAGGCCACGGUGCCCCGUCUGGCAGAGAGACUCACCACCGAGCUCAUCUGGCACAUCAACAAAUCACUCCCGCUGUUAGAAAAUCAGAUCCGGGAGAGCCACCUGAGCGCCACGGAGGAGCUGCGCCAGUGCGGGGAGCACAUCCCCAACACCGACGCCGACAAAAUGUUCUUUCUGGUCGAGAAAAUUAAAGUGUUUAAUCGGAACAUUGAAAGGUUAGUAGAUGGAGAAGAAGUCGUGAAGGAAAAAGAGACCCGCCUAUACAACAAACUCAGGGAGGAGUUUAAACAAUGGGUCCUCGUACUUGCAGCCAAUUCCCAAAAGGUUAAAAAUAUUAUUCAUGAAGAAGUCUCAAAAUAUGAAAACCAGUAUCGGGGCAAAGAACUUCUUGGGUUUGUCAACUACAAGACGUUCGAGACCAUCGUGCAGCAGUACAUCCAGCAGCUGGUGGGGCCCGCCCUGAGCAUGCUCCAGAAGGCCGUGGAAACCGUCCGGCAAACGUUCAUUGACGCAGCCAAAAUACAUUUUGGCGAAUUUUCCAACCUUAAUCAAACAGCCCGGAACAAGAUUGAAGACAUAAAAGCAAAGCAAGCAGAAACAGCAGCAAAUAUGAUCCACCUGCAGUUCAGGAUGGAGCAGCUGGUUUAUUGUCAAGACCAGAUUUACAGUGAGAUUCUGCAAAAAAUUCGGGAACAGACUUUUAACACGGACGGAAGCGUUUCACAGGCUCCUCCCCUGAGACUGUCUUCUUCAAAUACUUCGUCUUCUGUUUCCUCCAUCACUGAGAUCGGGAUGCACCUGAACGCCUACUUCCUGGAGACCAGCAAGCGGCUCGCCAACCAGAUCCCAUUCAUAAUUCAGUAUUUCAUGCUCCAAGAGAAUGGCGAUUACUUGCAGAAAGCCAUGAUGCAGAUACUACAGGAAAAGGACCAGUAUUCCUGGCUGCUUCAGGAGCAGAACGAGACCGCCCUCAAGAGGAAAUUCCUCAAGGAGAAGAUCUACCGGCUCACCCAGGCGCGGCGCGCUCUCUAUAAAUUCUCCUCUUAAAGGGGCAGAUAGGUGGAAGGGCGACAGUACUUGGGAGUUUUAUCUUAGGUGGGUUCGUUGUAAGGGGAUGUGGUGCAGGGAGUGGCUUCUGGUUCGGGCCAGCCUUUCCCGUUGCUGUCUGUCCGUCUUCGCCGAACUGCCCCAGAGUUAGAUCUCAAGCCUACACUUGCUUAGAGCUGUCACCUGCACCUGCAUGAACAGAUGUCUCUCCAGUCCUUGACCCCAUUGCCUCCAGUUACAGCUUUCUUAACUACUGCUGUCACUCCUUGUUCAUUUGUCUCUCCCCACCCAUCAGAUUAGGAGACCCCCGGAGAGGAAAAGUAAGUAUUAUAGUCUUCUUCCGUAUUUCCAGAAUUCUCCGUGGCACCUGGCACAUAGUAGCCGCUCAAUAAAUGCUAUCUCAGUGAACAAAUGAAUGAUGGAGAUUACCUGAGGCCAUGGCUGGAAUCAGACUUUGCUUAUUGGGGAUGGUGUCCCUUAGCUGGUCACUUUCAGAUGAAUUGGGUCAUGCCACCUGCUGUGAUCACAUUUCCCAGCUCCCCUGGGAGAGAAGGACCUGAACAAUACUAUUAUUAAUUAUGGUAGAGGCCCAGUGCACGAAAUUCGUGCACUGGGUGGGGGGGGUGUCCCCACCUGCUUGCUGCUUCUUACCACUCGGCUCACUGCUCCUUAGCGCUGCCUCUGAGGCGGCUCCUGCCACCACAACUGCGCUCACCAGUCAUGAGCCUGGCUUCUGGCUGAGCGGCGCUUCCCCUGUGGGAGAUCACUGACCACCUGGGGGAAGCUCUGCAUUGAGCAUCUGCCCCCUGGUGGUCAGUGCACAUCACAGUGACAGGUCAUUUUGCCGUUCAUUAGAUUUGCAUAUUAGCUUUUUAUUAUAUAGGAUUGUUUCCCUAGUUACAACAAGCUCCUGUUGCUAUGUGUUAUUUUUUUACUUUUUUAAUUGAAUUUAUUGGGAUUACAUCUUUUAUAUAUUAAAUCUUAAAGGGAAAUUUAGUAAUUAAAAAACUUUAAAGAAAAAUUAUAGAGCUUCACACCAGUGGUCAUCUCUAGAUUGGAGGAGUGUAGCUAAUUUUAUUUUCUUCUUCGAGUUAAGCGAUCCCCACCUCACAGGAAUUUUAGGGGAGUUAACUGAAACCAUUUCUACAAACUACCUGUCCCAGGAGCUUGUGUUAAGAAAUGCCAGCAAUUCUUCCCUCCAGCAAAGACCUCUCUUUUUCUUUUUUUCUAUGUUCAUAGAGCAGCCCUCACUACUGAAGCUCUUCCGCCUGCUCUUAUGUUUAGUUCUCUGAUACUUUUUGAGCCAAUUGUUGUAGAUAACAGUCCAAUUUCAUUCUUGUGCAUGUGGAUGUUUAGUUUUCCCAGCCCCAGUGGUUGAAAAAAACUGUCCUUCCCUCCUUGGCAUGGCACCCUUGUCAAAAAUAAUCUGACCAUAUGUACGAAGGCUUAUUUCUGGGCUCUGUGUUCUAUUCCAUUGGUCUAUAUGUCUGUCUGUAUGCCAGUACACAGUUGUCAUAACUGUAGCUUUGUGGUACGUUUUGAAAUUAGGAAAUGUGAAUUUUUCAGCUUUGUUCAUCGUUUUCAGCAUUGUUUUGGCUAUUUGUAGUCCCUUAGGAUUCCAUGUGAAUUUUAGGAUGGGUUAUUUUUUAUCUCUGCAAAAAAAUGUCAUUGAUAUUUUAUAGGCAUUGCAUUAAAUCCGCAGGUCACUUUGGAUAGUAUUUGCAUAUUAACAAUAUUAAGUCUUCCAUUCCAUAAACACAGAAUGUCUUUCCACUCAUUUAUAUCUAUUUCAAUUUCUUUAAGCAGUGUUUUGUAGUUUUCAUUGUACAAGUCUUUCACUUCCUUGGUUAAGGUAGUUCCUAAGUUUUUUAUUCCUUUUGAUGGUAUUGUAAAUAUAACUGUUUUCUUAAUUUUUCUUUCUAAUUAUUCAUUAUUAGUCUACAAAAAUGCAACUGAUUUUUAUGUGCCCAAUUUGUGCCUUUUUACUUUGUUAGAUUCAUUUAUUAGUUAUAACAGUUUUUUGUUUUUUUU
This is a messenger RNA of Eptesicus fuscus (big brown bat), 4939 nucleotides long. It is a transcript of the gene MX2, whose product is annotated as MX dynamin like GTPase 2. The record is from RefSeq and is a predicted model, not a curated record. The transcript has 14 exons. NCBI's taxonomy places the organism in Eukaryota, Metazoa, Chordata, Mammalia, Chiroptera, Vespertilionidae. The coding region runs from base 755 to 2908 and encodes 717 amino acids. Gene Ontology annotation, molecular function: GTP binding; microtubule binding; GTPase activity. Gene Ontology annotation, biological process: defense response to virus. Gene Ontology annotation, cellular component: microtubule; membrane; nucleus.